AUGGUGGGGCUUGCGACGUGGGAGAUGAGCGGGAUUGGGGGCGAGAGGCGGGAAGGCACGGGUGGGGGCAAGGGGAACGAAGGUGUGGGGGGAAGGGAACCUGAGGGCUUGGAAGGUUAGAGGUGGUGUUGGAAAUUCUGGGGCCCUCCUGCUGCGAAGCGAGUCCCCAUCCUAGAGCAGGAGUUUGUUGUUCAGUUUGUGGGACUGGGGAUAGAAGCUUGGGGGAGUGGAGUUCAGAUGCUGACCACUACUCUCUUCCCUGAGCAGUGUGACUUCACCGAGGACCAGACUGCAGAAUUCAAGGAGGCCUUCCAGCUGUUUGACCGAACAGGUGAUGGCAAGAUCCUGUACAGCCAGUGUGGGGAUGUGAUGAGGGCCCUGGGCCAGAACCCCACCAACGCCGAGGUGCUCAAGGUCCUGGGGAACCCCAAGAGUGACGAGAUGAAUGUGAAGGUGCUGGACUUCGAGCACUUUCUGCCCAUGCUGCAGACUGUGGCCAAGAACAAGGACCAAGGGACCUAUGAGGAUUAUGUGGAAGGCCUUCGGGUGUUUGACAAGGAAGGGAAUGGCACUGUCAUGGGCGCUGAAAUCCGGCAUGUUCUUGUCACACUGGGCGAGAAGAUGACAGAGGAAGAAGUCGAGAUGCUGGUGGCAGGGCAUGAGGACAGCAAUGGUUGUAUCAACUAUGAAGAACUCGUCCGUAUGGUGCUGAAUGGCUGAGGACGCUCCCAGUAACCCCAGAACCCGUGCCUUUCCCUGUGUGAGACUGUAUCUAGUCUGAAGGUGUCCUAGGCUCUCUGGUCACAGCACUUUUCCCAUCUUAUCUCUUUGGGACAAUGUUUGCCAUCAGCAUUCACCAAAUAAACUUGCUUUCCGUGCCCCUAA
Lemur catta (Ring-tailed lemur) is the source of this 885-nucleotide messenger RNA. It is a transcript of the gene MYL6, whose product is annotated as myosin light chain 6. Gene Ontology annotation, cellular component: myosin II complex. Lineage: Eukaryota; Metazoa; Chordata; Mammalia; Primates; Lemuridae. Gene Ontology annotation, molecular function: calcium ion binding; structural constituent of muscle. The record is from RefSeq and is a predicted model, not a curated record.